UUUUUUCUUUUUUAAUACAUACCCCAUAAGCUCCUAGAAGACGGCGCCGUUUUCUGCUGACCAUUUUAAGACAAGUCCUCCAUAACUGAUGCCUCCCCAACAAUGGAAACGCCUAUCAUCACGCGCUCCUUUUCCUUGAAAAACAAAACGGUCGGAAGGAAGUGAAAGAACACGGGAGGAAGGGUAGCAGAUGGAAGGCAAUUCGGCUUCUCGAAAUUCGUCGUUUUCAGGGACCGUUAAACGUAACGAGAAGCAGAAUUGGGCAACGUCGCCGUCGGGUGCUCUUUACCACUUUGGUACAAGUGGUUUUUCUGUUGCAGUUGCCACCGGCCUUACGCAUCCUCUAGAUGUGCUUAAAGUUAGGCUGCAAAUGCAGCUCAUUGGUCAGAGGGGUCCUUUGAUUGGAAUGGGACCAUUAUUUGUUCAAGUUUUGAAAAAUGAAGGACCAAAGUCUCUAUAUCUGGGAUUGACACCUGCGUUGACCAGGUCUCUUCUAUACGGAGGUCUCCGUUUAGGCUUGUAUGAACCAUCAAAAUAUGCCUGUGAUUGGGCCUUUGAUUCCACCAACAUUUUGGUUAAGAUUGUAUCUGGAGCAUUUGCUGGUAGCAUUUCAACUGCCCUGACCAAUCCUGUGGAAGUUCUGAAGGUGCGGUUACAGAUGAACUCAGAUAUGAGACAAAGAGGGCCAAUUGCAGAACUGCACAAAAUUGUCUCCAAAGAAGGAAUAGGUGCUCUUUGGAAGGGUGUUGGCCCUGCUACAGCUAGAGCUGCUGCUUUGACUGCUUCACAGCUUGCAACAUAUGAUGAAUCCAAGCGGAUAUUGAUGAAAUGGACACCUCUUGAAGAAGGAUUUUAUCUGCAUCUCAGCUCAAGUACAAUUGCUGGCUUGGUGAGCACCCUAAUAACGGCACCCAUUGACAUGGUUAAAACCCGUCUUAUGUUGCAACGUGAAAGAGCUGGAAGCUAUAAAAAUGGAUUUCAUUGUGCAUAUCAGGUUCUGCGUACAGAAGGCCCCAGAGGACUUUAUAAAGGGGGCUUCGCCAUUUUUGCAAGAUUGGGUCCACAAACUACAAUUACCUUUAUACUCUGCGAGAAGCUGCGCAAGCUUGUGGGAUUGAAUGCAAUCUAGUGGUAGGAUAGUUUAUCUGCGGUUACAAAAUUAGCUGUCUAUAUAUAGUAUAUGGAGAUGCGACACAGCUGCCUUGGUUGCCAGCAAGGCCCGAUUGGAAGGAAAUAAUUUUAAAUAAAUUUGUAUUCAUUCUUUUGGUGAUUAGAUCACCACUCAAUUAUAGGGAACCAGAAUUGAAUUUCGCACCCAUUAAACUUAGCUAGACUUUGUCAUUUAAAAGAUGGUCCAUUUAUUUGAUGGAGGAGUUGCAGCAUUACUCAUUGUUUUCCCAUCAUUUUUUUAAUGUUGUGGGGUUUGUCUGUAUAUCAUGAAAUCAAAUUUGUUCUUGCUGUGAAUUAUUAUCUAACGUGUUAUGUUUUAUUAUAAUAUUUCCAA
Molecule: messenger RNA, 1504 nt
Organism: Theobroma umbraticum
Lineage: Eukaryota; Viridiplantae; Streptophyta; Magnoliopsida; Malvales; Malvaceae
Product: Mitochondrial substrate carrier family protein
Source: RefSeq, a predicted model, not a curated record